Penicillium concentricum is the source of this 2094-nucleotide messenger RNA. RefSeq names its product Mn(2+) transporter ATX2. Lineage: Eukaryota; Fungi; Ascomycota; Eurotiomycetes; Eurotiales; Aspergillaceae. The record is from RefSeq and is a predicted model, not a curated record. Gene Ontology annotation, biological process: zinc ion transport; transmembrane transport. Gene Ontology annotation, cellular component: membrane. Gene Ontology annotation, molecular function: metal ion transmembrane transporter activity. Bases 1 to 2094 code for a protein of 697 amino acids. The transcript has 6 exons.
AUGUCUCUCAUCGAACGUGCUAUGCACAGUGAAAGGAGAACCUCUUAUUAUCAUUAUGAACCCUCCCUGCCAGUGGCAAUUGUUGCUGCUGUCUUGUACACCAUUGCUUUUGUGUUGACGGUCAUACAAUGGAUCCGGUACAGGGCCUGGAUAUGGAGCAUUAUGGUAAUAUCUGCAGCCAUGGAAGCAAUUGGCUACAUUGGCCGAUGCAUCUCAGUCCAAAAUACAUUGGAGAGACCCGUUUACGUUCUUCAAUUUGCCCUCAUCAUCCUUGCACCUGUCCUCAUGGCAGCGUGUUGCUAUAUCAUCUUCAGCCGCAUCCUGUUUCUUAUCGUUCCCCAAGAGGCACGUACGUUUCGACUAUGCUGGGUGCCUCCCCGAUACAUUACACCUAUCUUCGUCGGGUUUGAUAUCAUUGCUCUGAUGCUCCAGCUUGGUGGUGCGGUGAUGAUCACUUCAGUCGAUGCCACAGAUCUGGAUGCCAAAGACAAGCUCAACACUGGAAAACACGUUGCCCAAGUAGGUGUUAUUGUCCAAUUGGCCGCCUUUGGUUUGUUUGCUGUCGCAGCUGUCCGUUUCAAUUUCACUUCCAAGCGUUUCACUGGGUCUCUUAGUGAGCGGUAUGAGAAUGUUGGAGAGAAGGACUACCGGAUUGAUGGGAUUGUCAAAAACAAACAUUGGCCUGCUCUACUGAGAGUUGUCAAUCUCACCACGAUAUUAAUUCUUGUUCGGUCUGUCUAUCGACUCGUGGAAUUCACCCAAGGCACGACGGGAUAUUUGAACACCCAUGAGUGGCCUCUGUAUAUCUUUGAUGCCCUGUUUAUCUAUCCGUGUGUUGCCCUUUUCGUCUACUGGCACCCAGGGAAAUAUUUGCCGUACCUGGGCUUGCGACUGCCAAAGCGCGCGCACGGUAGCCUGAAGGAGAUAAUCAUGGAGGGACUAUUCACUCUGCUCGCUCUGAGCAUUGUGAUGGCAAUUACAUCUUUUGUCGUCGGCUCAUUACCACUCGCUUUUACACUGUCGCCCUCUCAACUCCGCUUAAUAUCGUCCAUUGGUAUGGGCGUUCUGGUGGGGACGUCGUUGAUCGUGAUUAUCCCCGAGGGCAUUGAAACUCUCUACAGUGCAAACUCCCUCACUCGCAAGCAACACAGCACACGGGCGACCGCUAUCGAAUGGCAGCACCAGGCCCCGGCCGUGGCCACUUUUAUCGAUAACGGAGACAGCGCCUCAAAUCUACCUUCCGAUACCCCUGUCCCGGGUCUCCUUUUGGAAAGGGACCAACUCUCCGAGUCGCAAACACUUUAUGUCCGAGCGGAGGACUCGACUGGUGAAACAACGGGCAAGGAUACAAUUCACGGAGAGGAGGAGAGUUCGCCGCAUGCGUGGGUCGGAAUCGCCCUCAUUAGUGGUUUCAUUUUAAUGUACCUUGUCGAUAAGCUGCCCGAAUUCGCAACGCCGACUAAACACGAACGGACUCCUUACCAUAUCUCGUUGGAUAACCUUGGAUCUGGGUUGCGGCGGGGUUCCUCCCCCUCGCGUGAUGGACUACUUGAUGCGAAUCACGCUUCAAGACGUGGUCACAGCUUUGCGACCACGACCGGCCUAGUGAUUCACGCCGCGGCGGAUGGUAUUGCUCUAGGCGCUUCCAGCUCGGAUGCCGGGCUCAGUUUUAUUAUCUUUUUGGCGAUCAUGGUGCAUAAGGCUCCAGCGUCUUUCGGAUUGACAUCCAUCCUGCUCAAGCAAGGGCUGUCAAGUCGUACCGCGAGAGCGCAUUUGCUGGUCUUCAGUCUUGCAGCUCCUUGCGGUGCCUUGGCCACUUUCCUUUUUGUACAGAUGAUGGGAUCUUCCGGUGCCGAUGAGGCAGGCACUCACUGGCGCACUGGAAUGCUACUGCUUUUCUCUGGGGGAACCUUUUUGUAUGUCGCGAUGCACACUAUGCAAGAAAACGGCCCGGGAUCAUCCCCGCGCGAACUUCCUAUCAACGGAUAUGGUGACCGAGACCAGGAUGGAUCGGACAAGUCUAUGAGAGACUUGAUUGCAUCUGUUUUGGGCAUGAUCUUGCCGCUCUUCUUGCAGAUUGGACAUGCUCACUGA